Molecule: messenger RNA, 1634 nt
Organism: Orbicella faveolata
Lineage: Eukaryota; Metazoa; Cnidaria; Anthozoa; Scleractinia; Merulinidae
Product: cell cycle control protein 50A-like
Cellular component (GO): Golgi apparatus; plasma membrane; endoplasmic reticulum
Source: RefSeq, a predicted model, not a curated record
AAACGCACCAUUUGAAAACGUGCCUUCAAGGGGGCAGGUGCAGUUUGAGUUGAUGCCAAGAUGGCGGAUUCUACUAGGGAACGAAAGAAGUCUAAAAAGCCAUCAAAUACCAACUUUAAACAGCAAAGAUUAAAGGCAUGGCAACCUAUUCUGACAGCGAAGACGGCAUUGCCUUUGUUUUUCAUAAUCGGAGUUGUGUUUAUACCCAUUGGGUCAGUUCUCUUGGCCGCAUCCGACAACGUUCAAGAAAAGUAUGUUGAGUAUACAAAUUGUGAGACUUCAAAUGGUGGUCGAUGUGACAAGUUUCUUGAAAAUGUGACCAACACAGGGAAGACUUGUGUCUGUACAGUGAAGUUUAGUCUGUCUAAGGCAUUUAAAGGAGAUGUGUUUAUGUACUAUGGCCUGUCAAACUUUUAUCAGAACCACCGGCGCUAUGUUAGGUCCAGAGAUGAUCUUCAACUCCAUGGAGAACUGAAUGGCAAAGUAUCAUCUGACUGUGAUCCAUUUGCAAAAGUCAAUGACACCCCUAUUGCACCUUGUGGAGCUAUUGCAAACAGUCUUUUCAAUGACACUUUUAAAUUGACGUGGCUCAAGAGCUCUACAGAGAAGGUCAAUGUCAAUUUGACAUUUAAAGAUAUUGCUUGGAAGUCGGACCGAGAAGUCAAGUUUAAGAAUCCUUCUGGAAACCUCAAAGAUGCUUUCAAAGAUUAUACAAAGCCACCCAACUGGCCAAGACCUGUGUAUGAGUUAGACACAGAAAAUGCAGACAAUAAUGGCUUCCAGAAUCAGGACUUCAUUGUCUGGAUGAGAACAGCAGCCUUUUCAACAUUCCGCAAGCUCUACCGAAAGAUUGUGCACACAGGAGAGUUUGAGAGCGGCCUACCGGAAGGAGACUAUCAACUUGAUAUCAACUACAAUUUUCCAGUGACUUCAUUUGAUGGUGAGAAAAGAGUGAUUUUGAGUACCACCUCAUGGAUUGGUGGUAAGAACCCAUUCCUUGGCAUUGCAUACAUCACUGUUGGUGUUCUCUGCCUUGUUCUGGGAUUGUCUUUCUUGAUCAUUCACCUCAAGUUUGGAAAAAGGGAUUAUACCAAUUCUGAUCGUGGAAUGCAGCUGCAAGAGAUGAGAAAUUAAACUUUCUAUAAGUAACUUAACUUUCAUUUAAAUUAUUGCAUGGUUUGCUCAAAAAUCCUUAAAUUGCAUCAGUUCUGUAAUUUUUAAAUAUCCUGAGCCUGUGGUUAAAAUUCUAGCAUUUACAUUGUAAUCAUUCAGUUGGAGACUACUGAGUUGUACAGUACUUUCAGGAGGUUGGAUUUUCAGUAGUUAUUUGUGUAUUUUCUUUGUUGAAGAUAGACACCCUUGGUUGUGAAAAGUUAUUGUAGUUGUUACAGUGCCCUGUUAUGUUUGUCUGAUGAUAACUGAUCAUUUAAAUUUCAAGUAAAGAUAUUGUUUUCAGACUCUGUAGUAGACAUAAUGAGACACAAGAUACUGAAGCAGAGUCAGUGUUUUUAGUGAUCAAAAGCUUUCAACGCUGUCACAGCUGUGGAAAGCAAGUGUGAUCACUAAAGGCUGGUUUUCACUAGUGCAUAAGCACAAUCAUAAGCAUAAGCAUAAGCAAGUGAGAUCACUACAAC